AUGCAUUUCACCUCCAGCCUUUUCAUCUUCCCCCUCCUCGCCCUCUCGGCCUACGCCGCUCCCAACUCCCCCGACACCCGCGAUGUCCGCCUCCACAACGAAGAAAUCUACCGCCGCGAAAUCAAUCAAAACACUGUGCAGCAAAUAUCGCGCGCCGUUCAAAACAUCGACAACGCCGUGACGGAUCUCCGUCAGCAGAGCAAGGGCAUGAGCGCGAGUGGCCGGGAGGCUGUCCAGCAGAUUCUGAACAAGAUCGUGGUGGGCGCGGAGAAGGUUGGUGAAGGGGCGACGUCGCUCAAGAAGAUUGGGAAGGGGGAUAAGUAUAAAGACGCGGAUUCGAGGUUAUCUGGCUCGUUUGGGCGAUAG
This is a messenger RNA of Eremomyces bilateralis CBS 781.70, 366 nucleotides long. RefSeq lists its product as uncharacterized. Lineage: Eukaryota; Fungi; Ascomycota; Dothideomycetes; Eremomycetales; Eremomycetaceae. The transcript has a single exon. The record is from RefSeq and is a predicted model, not a curated record. Bases 1 to 366 code for a protein of 121 amino acids.